AUGUUUUCAAUCUUUAAUUUUAAAAACCAAGUUAAACAAAAUACAUCAACAAAAAAUUUGGACGAGACUGUCGAAACUCAUGGUGAUGAAUCAAAAGCAAAGAAAAUAUGUAACCAUGAACAGAACGAUGGACAUAAUGAUGAUGAUGAAAACAUUCAACUAAAAAAUAAUGUUUUAAAUUUGAAUAUACAGUCUGUUGAUUUGGGUGAUAUUGAUUCGGGCCCAAAGCAACCUAAACUUCAAAUAUUUCCACUUACAAAAUUUGGACCUCAAAAUAGAAGUUUUAAUGCUAAACACUAUAGUGAAUUUGAAUGGUUAGAAUAUAGUGUGUCUCGUGAUGCUGUUUUUUGUUUUAAUUGUAUUCAUUUUGCAAAGAAUGUAAAAACUGACAAUUUAAUUACAACUGGAUACAACAAUUGGAGAAAAUUGAAUGAAAAGUUGUUAAAACAUUCAAAAACUGUUCAACAUUUAACAUCAACUGUCCAGUAUAAUAGCUAUAAAAGCUCAAAAUUGACUGGCACUAUAGUUACUCAAUUAUCAACUGCUAAAAAAAAUGAAAUUUUAAAAAAUAGACAGUAUAUGAAAGUUCUUAUAAAUAUAACCCUCUUUUGUGCUAAACAGGGACUUGCUCUAAGAGGUCAUGAUGAAAAGUCAUCAACAGUUUCUAAUACUGGAAAUUUUAAAGAGCUUUGUACAUUAUUUGCAAUGAACGAUAAAGAGUUUUCAGACUUUUUUAACAGAAAAAUUAACUAUACAAGUUGGAUUAUUCAAAAUAGUAUACUUGAAGUUUGUUCAAAUAUGACAAUAAAUACUAUCAUUAGUGAAAUAAAAUACUGUGGAAUGUACUCUAUUAUGUGUGAUGAAGCAAGAUCUUAUAAAACAGAACAAUUAUCAAUAUGUGUUAGAUACAUUAUUCCUAAUAGCUAUAAUGUAUGUGAACGAUUUAUUGGAUUUUAUGAUGUAUCAAAUGGGAGAGGAGCCGAACAUAUUUCUAUUGAAAUUCUCUCUGUUCUAAAAAAAUUUGGCAUUUCUGAUAUUCCUCUUGUGGCACAAACAUACGAUGGUGCAAAUGUUAUGUCAGGAUCCACAUCUGGUGUUCAAACUAGAAUAAGAGACUCUCACCCUGAAGCAAUUUUCAUUCAUUGUAUGGCCCAUAAAUUGAAUUUGGUUGUAACAAAUACUUGUAGAACUAUUAAGGAAUCUAAUACCUUUUUUAAUACUCUAGAAGCAGUUUAUGUGCAUUUUUCACAGCCUGGCAAAGAUAAGCUAUUACAAGAUUUACAGAAAUCCAUGCAAAUAAAAUCAUUAUCGAUUUCUAGAUUAUGUGAAACGCGGUGGUCGUGUCGUCUUAAAAAUUGUAAAGCAGUACAUAAUAGUUUUGGUGUAAUAGUAAAUAUUUUACAAAAUGAAAUAAAUGAAGAUACAAACAAAGAAGUGGCUCAAGCAAUUGGUCUUCUGCACAUGUUAAAAAAAAUGUCAUUCGUAUUAUAUUUGUUCAUUUUUGAAGAAAUCUUAGGAAUAAUAGAUAUAUUGAGUAAAAAAUUGCAAAAAAAAGAAGGAACAAUUGGAAAUGCUGUUAUUGAAAUUAAUGCUGUGAUAAAAACAAUUCAAAAUAUGAGAAAUGAAAAAUCAUUUGAUGUCUUAUGGAAUAAUGUGAUACAGUUUUUAUUGAAACAUGAUAUUGAUGAUUCACAUAAUACACCUGGACCUGGUGUAAUUAUGUCAUCAAAAAGAAAACGAAAAGAAUCUAUUAAACUUAAAAGUUUUCAUGUUUCUGUUACAACUGGUGCUGGAGGAAAUGACAUCUGUAAUCAAGGUGUUGACAUGAAUAGAACAGAAAACUAUAAACAAUAUUGGUGUUCUCAUGCAUAUUAUGCUGUAUUGGAUGCAAUUAUAGGCCACUUUGAGUUAAGGUUUUCAAAAGAGAGUUUGGAACUUGCAAAUUCAAUAGAUAAUUUCAUUAAAUUAAAUAUGACUAAAAGCAUGAUGUUUAUUGAUCAUUACCAAGCAUUGUUUUCUAUUGAUAAAGAAGCAUUACGUUCUGAAAUGACUGUAGCACACAACUGUGCCAUACAGUUAAAACCAAAUUUUGGUUUAGAAGAAUUAAAAACCAUUAUUUCAAAAGAAGUCUAUCCUAAUAUUCAUUCCUUACUUAAAGUAGCCCUGAUACUACCUAUCAGUUCUGCAUCGUGUGAACGAUCUUUUUCAGCCAUGCGUCGUAUCAAAAACUGGACUAGAACAUCUAUGACACAAGAUCGUUUUGGUUAUCUUUCUGUAUUGCACAUCGAGAGAGAUAUUGUUAAUAAUCUAGACCUCAAUAUUAUACUAGACGAAUACUCAAAGAAAGACCGUCGUAUAGAUUUAAUAUUAUAG
Macrosiphum euphorbiae (potato aphid) is the source of this 2373-nucleotide messenger RNA. The record is from the annotation of a GenBank genome assembly. Lineage: Eukaryota; Metazoa; Arthropoda; Insecta; Hemiptera; Aphididae.